Sclerotinia borealis F-4128 is the source of this 939-nucleotide messenger RNA. The record is from the annotation of a GenBank genome assembly. Lineage: Eukaryota; Fungi; Ascomycota; Leotiomycetes; Helotiales; Sclerotiniaceae.
AUGCCACCUACAAUGGAGACGGGUAUGGAUUCGAGAGAUUCUGCGACGAGUACUGUGGAGAAUGGAAUUACUGCUACUGCCGUGUAUUCAUGGAGACCUCCUGAUUUACCUCAUAUCCAUAUACCACCUACUAUCGGUUCAAAUACUCAAACUGUCUUAUCGAUAUAUCGCGGGCUAGGUGAUGAACAAGAAACUCGAGAGAUCUUGAGCAUAAUCACAAAAGCACAAGCACAAACUUUAUCCGUGAGAAAAACCGAGUGGAAAUAUGAGAUGCGACGCCAUAUCCAACAGGUAUUGUCUUACCUCUAUCUGGGACCCGCCUCAGACGCGAGAGAGAUUGAAACAUUGAGACGAGAAGGAAUCACAAUGUUACUCGUGAUCAGAGAUACCAUGACAGCUCAAGCAAGAAUUCUGAGUGGUGAAAAGGUCGCAGAUCAGUUGGGGAUUGAAGCUGGUGCCGUCGAUGUUAGUGGAAAUAUGGAACUCAUUGCCGCUUUCCCUCGGGCCAUACAGACCAUCAAUGACCAUCUCAUCCGAGUAUUUCGAUACCGAAAAUCCCAAGGCGCCAACGAUCUGCCCUUGUUCGAAACACCAAAAGUUCUUCUCUUCUGCGAAACUGGAAAUGAGCGAUCUGCAGCGGUUGCCGUAGCAUAUGUCAUGGCGACUUAUGAAAUGAGUCUCGUCGAAGCCGUACAAUAUGUACAAAGUCGGCGAUUUUGCGUUUCGUUUGAUGAUGGAAUGAAACAUACGUUGCUUAACUACCAACAACUUCUCGAAGCCAAAAGAAGUGUUACCCAAACUCAACAGGCUGAGAUGACUGUAUCAUUGAAAUCCAAGAGACGACUCGAGAUAGACGAUGACGAUGUAAACAUGGAUCAGUCUCAACAGGAUGAUUUGGAUAGAUUUGAUGGGCGCACAAAGUUUACUCCGUUUAUAUAA